Corvus hawaiiensis (hawaiian crow) is the source of this 1454-nucleotide messenger RNA. It is a transcript of the gene ASB8, whose product is annotated as ankyrin repeat and SOCS box containing 8. Gene Ontology annotation, biological process: intracellular signal transduction. The transcript has 3 exons. NCBI's taxonomy places the organism in Eukaryota, Metazoa, Chordata, Aves, Passeriformes, Corvidae. Gene Ontology annotation, molecular function: protein binding. The record is from RefSeq and is a predicted model, not a curated record. The coding region runs from base 247 to 1101 and encodes 284 amino acids.
GCAAUGACGUCAUUCCGGUAGCGCCAUUUCCGCGUCGCGCCGGGCCCGCGGGCGCUGCGGUUCCAGGAACGCUCCGGGAGCGGCCCGGGACCCCCAGAGGCGCCUCGGAACCGCUCCGCAACCGCUCCGGAUUCCUCCGGAACCGCCGCGGCUCCACCCGCGGACUCUCCUGCGCCUCGGCCCGGCCCGGGCCGCUCCCCGCCCCGCCCCGGGGCCGGCCGGGGAUGCCGCGGCGCGGCCCGCGCCAUGUGGUACAUCAUGCAGAGCAUCCAGAGCAAGUACUCGCUGUCCGAGCGCCUCAUCCGCACCAUCGCCGCCAUCCGCUCUUUUCCCCGGGACAACGUAGAGGAUCUGAUCGGCCGGGGCGCCGAUGUGAACUGCCUGCACGGCACCCUCAAACCCCUGCACUGCGCCUGCAUGGUGGCUGAUGCCGACUGCGUGGAGCUGCUGCUGCAAAAAGGAGCCGAGGUGAACGCCCUGGACGGUUACAACCGCACAGCCCUUCACUACGCAGCAGAAAAGGACGAAACCUGCGUUGAGAUUUUAUUGGAGUACGGAGCCAACCCCAAUGCCCUGGACGGCAACAAGGACACGCCGCUGCACUGGGCGGCCUUCAAGAACAACGCCGAGUGCGUGCGGGCCCUGCUGGCCAACGGCGCCCUGGUCAACGCCCUGGACUACAACAACGACACCCCCCUGAGCUGGGCGGCCAUGAAGGGCAACCUGGAGAGCGUCAGCGUCCUGCUGGACUUCGGCGCCGAGGUGCGCGUGGUCAACCUGAAGGGCCAGAGCCCCAUCUCGCGCCUGGUGGCGUUGCUGGUGCGAGGCCUGGGCACGGAGCGCGAGGAUUCCUGCUUGGAUCUGCUGCACAGGGCCACGGGACACUUCGAGCUGCGCAAGAACGGGAGCCUGCCCUGGGAGGUGGCCCGGGACCCACAGCUGUGCCAGCGGCUGACGAGGCUGUGCUCGGCGCCGGGCACGCUGCAGGCGCUGUCGCGCUACGCCGUGCGCCGCUCGCUCGGCCUGCGCUUCCUGCCCCAGGCCGUGCAGCAGCUGCCGCUGCCCGCCUGCCUCAAGGAGUACCUGCUGCUGCUCACCUGAGGGAGGGAGCCCUUCCCCAGAUCGCUUCUCGCUCCUGGGAGAGGUUCCCCGCUCACUUCGGGACCCGCCGGGUUCCUCUCUGUGGUUUUUGUUCUCCUCGGCCACUUGGGACCCUGCUGGCCCCUCACGCUGCCUCCAUUUUUUCCUCUCUGUUCCCUCCAUUUCCUGCCUCUGUCCCCUCCACUUCUUUCCCCUGUCCCCUCACACUCUCUCCACUUUCUCCCUGUCCCCUCCAUUUCUCUCCCAUCCCGUCCGUUUUGUCCUCUCCAUUCCUUCCCCUCUCCCCCCCAUUCACCCUCCUGCAAUGAACAAUCACCCUCUGAUGGUAAAUUAUAUCCCAGCUGUUGGAUUAA